Molecule: messenger RNA, 616 nt
Organism: Galendromus occidentalis (western predatory mite)
Lineage: Eukaryota; Metazoa; Arthropoda; Arachnida; Mesostigmata; Phytoseiidae
Gene: RpS30
Product: ribosomal protein S30
Exons: 2
Coding region: 149-583 (144 amino acids)
Biological process (GO): translation
Cellular component (GO): ribosome; cytosolic small ribosomal subunit
Molecular function (GO): structural constituent of ribosome; protein binding
Source: RefSeq, a predicted model, not a curated record
GGAGGCUUGUUUUCGUCGUUGCGCUGGGCUCGCUCACAGAUUGCGUUUUUCGGCUGCGGAGCCGGUGUUCGAGCCACGUGUUUCGGCCGGAAUAGCAUUCGACCACGGAGAACUAUCCCUUGGGCGAGCUCAGAGAAUCCUCCUAUUGAUGCGAUUUCUUGUUUUCAGCGCAAUGCAAAUCUUCGUACAGUGUCAGGAACUUCACGCUUUCACCGUUGAGGGUACCGAAACCGUUUCGGACCUCAAGGGUUUUGUGCAGGCUCGCGAAGGUGUUGCCGCCAAUGAGCUGACUCUGGCAACCCGUGCCGGACGGAGCCUGGAAGAUGAGCAACUCUUGAAGGAUGUCAUUGUUGAAGGAUCAUACAUUGACGCUACCGUAGGACUUCUCGGAGGAAAGGUCCACGGAUCUCUGGCUCGUGCCGGAAAGGUCAAGGGACAAACCCCGAAAGUCGAGAAGCAGGAGAAAAAGAAGAAGAAGACCGGCCGCGCAAAGAGGCGGAUGCAGUACAACCGCCGAUUCGUUAACGUUGUCGCCACAUUCGGAAGGAAACGCGGACCGAACGCCAACCACCUAGCUGCUUGAAUAAAAAAUCGCGGCGAUAUGCCUUAAAAAAGA